AUGGUUGACUGUAUGAGCAAAGUCAUGCUGCACACGGUCGUCUCAUGCUGGCAACCAUUCCUGGGACUGGCCCUCCUGGCUGUCUUUGUGACUUCUGCCCUGGGAUGUCCCUCACGCUGCGAAUGUUCAGCGCAGAGCAAGGCAGUUGUCUGUCAUCGCAAGCGCAUGCCCACCAUUCCAGACGGCAUCCCAACCGAGACCAGGAUCCUUGACCUGAGUAAGAACAAGCUGACAAUGAUCAACCCGGAUGACUUUGUUGCCUUUCCGGGGCUUGAGGAACUUGACCUCAGUGGAAAUAUUAUCAGUUAUGUUGAGCCUGGAGCUUUCAACGCCCUGUUUACCAUGCACUCGCUCAGUCUCAAGAGCAAUCGUAUCAAGCUCAUUCCUCUGGGCGUCUUCACAGGCUUAGCAAAUCUUACUCGGCUGGAUAUAAGUGACAACAAGAUCGUCAUCCUCCUGGAUUACAUGUUCCAAGACUUGCACAAUCUAAAAUUUUUGGAAGUGGGUGACAAUGAUCUGGUUUACAUUUCUCACCGUGCAUUCAGUGGACUGUUAAGCCUUGAGAUACUCACCCUGGAAAGGUGCAACCUUACUGUUGUACCCACUGAGGCUCUGUCCCACCUGCACAACCUGGUUAGUCUCCAUCUUAGAUACCUCAGCAUCAGCACUUUACAUCCUUACUCAUUCAAAAAGUUGUUCCGGCUUCAGCAUUUAGAGAUUGAUAAUUGGCCUUCACUAGACCACGUGCCAGCAAACACCCUGCAUGGCCUCAACCUGACCACCCUGUUUAUAACCAACACCAACUUGUCCUCCUUCCCUUACCAAGCCAUGAAGCAUCUGCCCUACCUGACACACCUGAACCUGUCCUACAACCGCAUCAGGCAUAUUGAAGGAGGGAUGCUAAUGGAACUCGUUCGGCUUCGAGAGCUACAUCUGGUUGGAGCUCAGCUGACUGCCAUUGAACCGUAUGCCUUCCAGGGCCUGCGGGGGCUCAAAGUCCUCAACGUCUCUCACAACAGACUGGACACACUGGAGAAGGGAGUAUUUCAAUCUCCCGAAGCUCUGGAGGUCCUUCUGAUCGACAACAACCCCUUAGUGUGCGACUGUCGUCUGAUGUGGAUCUUACAGAAAAGGCACUCUAUCUUCUUUGGGGAGUCGCAGCCAGAGUGCAGUACACCUGAAGGUAUUCGCGGCAGGCCUUUUAAAGAGUUUAAAGAAACUCUCUUGUCCUAUUACGUUACAUGUACAAAGCCAAAAAUUCGUGAAAAUAAAACACAAACGAUCACUGUGGAUGAAGGCCAGCAAGCGAUGUUACGCUGCAGUGCUGAGGGGACACCAAGGCCCGUUGUGUCCUGGUUGUCUCCACGUCGACGAGUCCUGACAAGUAGGAGCCAUGGUCGGGUUACGGUCCACAACAACGGUACACUGGAAAUCAAGUCAGCAGAGGUACAAGACAGUGGUGUGUACCUUUGCCUUGCAUCCAACACUGCUGGGAAUGACACCCUGAUGACUUCAUUGGCGGUGAAAAGUCUUGGAUCGCUGUACGCUAACAGGACCCAGUACUACACAGAUCCCAGCAAUACCACUGCCAAUGGGACAACCGGUGUGACCCUCGGUUUGGACCUAAAGACUAUUUUAGUGUCAACAGCCAUGGGUUGCUUCACGUUCCUGGGAGUGGUCUUGUUUUGUUUCCUGCUCCUUUUCGUUUGGAGCAGAGGGAAAGGAAAACAUAAAAACAACAUAGAUGUUGAAUAUGUGCCUCGGUCAAAGUCUAACGGCACCAGUGUUGACUCGGCAGAUGGACAAGCUGGUCCUCGUCGUUUUAACAUGAAAAUGAUGUGA
This is a messenger RNA of Scomber japonicus (chub mackerel), 1842 nucleotides long. It is a transcript of the gene lingo2, whose product is annotated as leucine rich repeat and Ig domain containing 2. Gene Ontology annotation, molecular function: protein binding. The record is from RefSeq and is a predicted model, not a curated record. Gene Ontology annotation, cellular component: extracellular region. The transcript has a single exon. Bases 1 to 1842 code for a protein of 613 amino acids. NCBI's taxonomy places the organism in Eukaryota, Metazoa, Chordata, Actinopteri, Scombriformes, Scombridae.